Ornithodoros turicata is the source of this 3365-nucleotide messenger RNA. Its product is annotated as iroquois-class homeodomain protein IRX-3-like. Gene Ontology annotation, cellular component: nucleus. Bases 284 to 1933 code for a protein of 549 amino acids. Lineage: Eukaryota; Metazoa; Arthropoda; Arachnida; Ixodida; Argasidae. Gene Ontology annotation, molecular function: DNA-binding transcription factor activity, RNA polymerase II-specific; RNA polymerase II cis-regulatory region sequence-specific DNA binding. Gene Ontology annotation, biological process: regulation of transcription by RNA polymerase II; cell development; neuron differentiation. The record is from RefSeq and is a predicted model, not a curated record. The transcript has 7 exons.
CAUCCCGGCAGAAGCACGGAUCGCCGCUGGUCGCGCUCGCUGGAACUCGUUGACCGGCCGCCGUGUUCUACAACGCGUUAUUAUGCCGAGUGUUCCUGUGUCGUGCCUUUGAAAGACCACCAUGCCGAUGUGACGCAUGAAUUUGGAUAAGGAACCGCCACCCGGAUCGCAAGGAUCUUCCGCUGCCAUGACAUGUGUGCACAUCUAGCAACGGUGGUUGUCUCACAAACUGUCCACCACGGCAGAUAGCGGGGAAGAUUCGAAUCUGGUCAUCAAGGUCCCGAUGCCAGGCCAGACGACUCAAAGUCUCCAUGGCAGCGCUCCAGCCGCCGGUACGCCGUGUUGCGAGUCCGGACGCCCCGUUCUGACUGACCCCAUCACCGGGCAAACGGUGUGCUCCUGCCAGUACGACGCGCAGCUUCUCAACUACCAGCGCCUUGCUGCUUCCGGCCUCCCAAUCAACAUGUACGGCACUGCGGCCUACGCCGCAGGUGAACAGGGCUUUCUGCCUUUGGGGACUGCCGCCGAGCAAUCAGCCUUUUACUCUCCAUCGGCAAACGGCUUCGACAUCAAGGAAAACUUGGAAGCCUGGCGAAAUCUCCCAUAUGCAGCGUCCAUGUACUACCCGUACGACUCAGCCGCCAUAGCGGGGUAUCCCUUUGCCAAUGGAUACGGCAUGGAUUUGAACGGCGCCCGACGCAAGAACGCCACCAGAGAGACAACGAGUACACUAAAGGCCUGGCUAAACGAGCACCGCAAGAACCCUUAUCCAACCAAGGGCGAGAAGAUUAUGCUUGCCAUAAUUACCAAAAUGACGCUGACACAGGUGUCCACUUGGUUCGCGAACGCGCGACGUCGGCUCAAGAAAGAGAACAAGAUGACAUGGUCCCCGCGAAAUCGAUGCGACGACGACGACGAUGCAGAUGGGGACGACGUUCCCGCAACAUCCCGCAACGACUCCAAAGACCCCCAGACGCCACGGCAAGACUCUUCCGAGGUUGCGUCUCGAGCUGCCGAGGAGCUUGCACGCCGGAAUCACCAUCUGAUGACAGCUGCUGCUGGGGCGACCAACUUGUCCGAUAGCAGAAAACGGUCACGGGAUGAGUCAGACGACCUGGUGGACGUAGACGAUGAUUCCCGCUCUUCCGAUCUCAAUGACCUCAGACGAAGUUCAGGAGGCAACUCUUCUGAAGAGCCUCGCCAUAGCCUUCACCACACGCCUGGUGGGACGGCCAGUGGAGGCGGUGGGAAUCUCUCGGACGCUUCGCUUUCCGAUUCCGAUGCGUCGUCGCGAACACCUGCAACAUCACCAGCCCCAAAUGGACACUCAAGUACAGACGUGUCGUCCUCUUCGGCGCCGAAGCCUCGCAUCUGGUCUAUCGUGGACACUGCAACGUCGGGUAGCCCCAGUACAGCCGCAGGCAUGCUCCCACCUCAAGCUUCCUCGCCUGCUGCCACGGCUGCUGCUCGAAUGGCUUCUCUUCAACGUUCUGCUCGACUCGAGUACUUGUCACCGUACCACAAAGCAGCGGGGGCCUGGUAUGCUAGUCCAUUAGGAGGCCUGGGUGCCGCUGGCGGCUCCUUCCCACUCUCCACCGUCUACAGUGUGCCCACCAUCAUGUCCCCGGCGGCAGGGCUCGCGCCGGUAACCGCCGGCUCCCCCUUGACGGACUCCACAACGGCCGCGUCCCUGAGUCGGUUACGAACUGCCGCCGUUUUCUCUGCCGCUGGAGACAUGGUCCUGUCAAAAUCUGCGCCCACGUCGUCACCCGCUGGUGGUCCUUCCGGAGUUUUUAACCUGAGCCGACUAGCGUCGGCGGCUGGAUCAGCAAGUCAACCACCAAGGACAUCCUCCUCAGCGGCUGUGGCUGCUAGCAGCAGCCCCCCAAGCAGUUUGGCUUCCAGCGGAUCACAGCAACAAAGUCCGUCGUGAAAGUGCGUGAUUUUUGAAAAACAGUGUGGAACUGACCGUGAACACUCACUGUGGAAUGUGGCGAAUGAACAGUGUGCAUGCUGUUAGUCAGGACGCUCCCCUACCCUGAGUAGAAAAGCCUCUCGGCCAACGUAAGGCAGCACGCCAGGUACGAGCUCCUGUAACGAAAGCUUUCCUCGCGAAGGCAACGAUGUUCGAUAUGCAACCUAACGGUUGUCAACCGCAGCGACGGGGUUUCUGAACGGGAACGCGCAAUAACGACGUAGACUGGGCUAUGACGCUGCCGAAACUCAUACGUUUUAUUUAUUACACACAUUCACUAUCAGCACAGUUUAUCAGCGUGCGCCCAUUUAGGAAAGUUUGCGUCUCAUUAUCACCGAUGCUGUCACGAGUGGUCGGGGCAGCUUCAUUAUGACAUUGCUUCGCUUGUAAAUAUAACAGUUUCCCCCAUGUAAAAAAAAAAAAAAAAAACCACUUACCAGUUGCACCCUGUGUGAGCAAUCUAUAGGAUUUGUAGGGGGCUGUCAUAAAUUAUUGGGUGAUAAACGGGACACCGCAUUUUAUUUCCUCUGACGUCCGGAAGGAAGAGAGUAUUGAUCGGUGCUCUCCUUGCAUCACAAUUGGUGCAGUCCACGGCGUCAUAGACCUGAAAAGUGAAAGGUUGGUUCAUUCAAAGUCUGACAAAUUCGUGACAGUCACAAGAAGCAAGGAAACAACUGGUACUGAACCAGGCUUGGCGCACUGAGGAACCCUUUCACAGCGACACGCGGGGGGGGGGGGGGGGACGAGCGGUCACCCGCGUUGGCCGCUUUUCCGUGUCACAGAAGAUCCGCUGUCCUCGGUCCUUAUGGUUGGGUUCCCGUAUCAAUUACAUGUAUAUGCAGAAAUACGGCUCCGGUGCUCCUUUCAUACCGAUCUUUCCAGUGUAAAAAGAAAAAAAGGAAAUGUCGAGGAAAAUUGUGAUGGUCACUGUGUAAAUGAACAGGAACUGCACUUUAGGCAGGUGUUUCGGUGGUUCUGCCACAUUUAUGGGAACAUAGCUUUGCAACUGAUGCUCGAAAUUUUUAUCGUGGAUCUGCAGCUGUGCAUUUCGCUCGAUUUGUACAGUGUGACAGUCAUAUCAUCUGAGAAAAGCUUACUCCAGGCAAGUCAAUGUUGAUUCUUUUGUUCAUAAAUUCAGAGAGGUGUCAGUGUACAAAUUUUGCUUGCUGUUCCUAAACAAAUGAAACAUUAGUGUUGCUUGGCCUUGUUGUUAGAAUAAAGUUGCCAUAUUGUGACCUGGUUCUCAUCUUAGUCAUGCUUUCUAAUUUGUGAAGAGCGGCAAUCUAAUCUACUGGUGCAAUCCUGUGGGGUUUGAACACUGUCUUUUCUGGUGUCGAAAUGUGAGCUGUUAAAUUAAAGAUAUCAAAUAAAGGUAUUAAAUGUGAAAUGA